CAAGCGCGUGUUCGCGCGUCGUGUCGCAAAGCCGAAAGCAUUCUCGAGCUACCCUGGCUCCCCGCCACCUCAAUUUAAUUCUCCCACUGUACAAAGUUCUCUCUAAUUUCUAUCCUGCUUUCACUCGCUCGCUCUUUUAGUGAAUAUAAACACUCCAAAUUAAUUGACCAACGGUUUGCGCAAUAUUCAAGACCAGCGACGCCCCACAAUCCACCAAAUGCCCGCAAAACAAAGCGCCCGACGCUCCAGCGGGAACGCUGUUCCCCGGCCUAGUGUUGCUCGAAGGGGGGUUUCGACUGGUCGACCGUCACGAGGAAGGGGACGAAGUAGCAUGGGUGGACGACGCACUAGCGGUAUCGAGCCCGGAGAUCCUCUGCCUCGUCAUCAGAAAACGCGCCGCUAUAAGCCCGGUACACUUGCUUUAAAGGAAAUUCGACGAUAUCAGCGAACUACAGAUCUCCUACUGCUCAAGCUUCCAUUCUCUCGACUGGUCCGCGAAAUUGCUCUGACGCAACUAACCUCGGGAGAAAUGCUACGCUGGCAAUCCCAUGCAAUUCAGGCCUUGCAGGAGGCCGCCGAAGCUUUCCUGGUCCACCUCUUUGAGGAUACAAAUUUGUGCGCCAUUCACGCCAAGCGUGUCACCAUUAUGCAGAAAGAUAUCCAGCUAGCUCGACGGAUACGCGGUGCAUGGGGAGGCUUGGGCUGAUCUCCAGCUUGUCUGUCUUGGAUCGACAUGUUCGUUCUAUCAUUACCAAAGGAGGCGUUUGUGUUAUUAUUGAAUUUCGCUGUCAAGUUUGCUCCAAACCUAUGGGAUGCCGAAGAAACGCCAGUCGUCUGUUCGGGAACCUGCUUUAUCAUUUCUAUCUCCUUGUUGGACGUGGGGACUAUCCAAGGGCUAAGGCGUUACCGGUUUCUUUGUUAAAGUAGAUUUUACACAGUUGGCUGUGUUUCAUAUGGCCUGGUGGAUUGGUC
Messenger RNA from Xylona heveae TC161, 972 nucleotides. Its product is annotated as histone-fold-containing protein. The record is from RefSeq and is a predicted model, not a curated record. Gene Ontology annotation, molecular function: protein heterodimerization activity; structural constituent of chromatin; DNA binding. Lineage: Eukaryota; Fungi; Ascomycota; Xylonomycetes; Xylonales; Xylonaceae. The transcript has 3 exons. Bases 218 to 706 code for a protein of 162 amino acids. Gene Ontology annotation, cellular component: nucleosome.